UCCCCAUCAGCCUUAUGAAUGAUCAAUAUCGCAAGUAGUGAUCUUGCAUUUCGACCUGGUAGUCAAUCCCCGCAUCCUACUCGUGCUAUGGGCGACAUCAACCUGAUGGUGGCGGAUUGGUGUUGACCAACAAAACGCGUCCCUUCGCGUCUGUUUCUCCUCGCGUCAUCCAUCUCGUCUCCUUCAGCCGUCCAGCGGUUAGCUCAUGCGCCGUCCACAGAGACUCCACACUAGGGGUGUUGCACUUUAUUCACGAUUUCGCAUCUCCUUGUGAGGCCACUAUUCCACUUAACACCUAGCACCCUGAUCGCUCCACCUCUUUUCUCUUGCGGUCAUCGAUCCAAAGCGUUGCGAACAGGGCUAUCAACCACCAGCCUGCCAUGGAUAUGGACCUCGAUUCUGCUCAGGGAGCUCCCCCUCUCACCGAGCCUCAACAUAGUACUAGCCCGACGACUAGCCCACACGAUCAGACCAUGGACAUGGACGACACCAUGCAGACCAUUACGGCAUCAAGCAUGCAGCAAGCGGCGGCGGCAGCGGCAGGACAGGAAUUCCAGACCGAUUACAGCAACGGCAACUCCCAUGAUCCCAGACCGCAAACAUCGUACUCGGAUACCGCAUACCGCCCCUACGAUGCUCAUAGCCAAUAUAAUACCUCCGAAAACGACACUCCCCCAAGACCGGGCUACCAUAGCCAACACAGCUACUCUCGUGGCGGCUCCCGACCCAGCUCGUUGGCGGGGUCCGGCAAUCACUCUCCGUACGACAUGGCCAACCGACAGGCGGGAUACCAGGAACAGCAGAUGCGGGCACAGCAACCGGAGUCAGCGGCGAAGAACACGAGCGUGGUGAUCAAGGUCGGCAUGGUGGGGGAUGCACAGAUUGGAAAGACGAGUCUGAUGGUGAAAUAUGUUGAGGGCAGCUGGGACGAGGACUACAUCCAGACGCUUGGUGUUAAUUUCAUGGAAAAGACCAUCUCGAUCCGCAACACCGAAAUCACUUUCUCCAUCUGGGACCUUGGUGGCCAGCGCGAAUUCGUCAACAUGCUCCCGCUCGUCUGCAACGACGCUGUUGCGAUCCUCUUCAUGUUCGACCUGACUCGGAAGAGCACCCUCAACUCCAUCAAGGAGUGGUACCGACAAGGUCGAGGGUUCAACAAGACAGCCAUUCCAUUCCUCGUCGGAACCAAGUAUGACCACUUUGUCAACUUUCCUCGCGAAGAGCAGGAGGAGAUCUCGAACCAGGCCAAACGAUUCGCAAAAGCAAUGAAAGCGCCCCUCAUAUUCAGCAGUACCAGCCACAGCAUCAACGUGCAGAAGAUCUUCAAGAUCGUCCUGUCGAAGGCGUUCGACCUACGCUGCACAAUACCGGAGAUCGAGAACGUGGGCGAGCCGCUGCUGCUGUACCAAUCGGUGGGUUGAAAGGGCAUCGGUCCCAAUUUGGAUUCACACUGGGCCGAGCCGAUGGAAGCGCGAGAAGCUUUUGCGAUGAGAUGACGCUUUAUGAAGAAUGCUUAUGAGGUCGACACGGGACUGUCGACCGACGAGACUCGUUCCCAAACCACCCCACCACUCCUGAACACGCACCGAUCCAUUGCCAGUGUCAAAUUGACGAGAGGCGCUGUCCUCUGCUUUUAAUUGUUCUGUCUAAUGAAAGCCGGUGUUACAACCUCACAGACGAUGAAGGCUUGUUGGCGUAUCCACCGGAGCAUGUGUUGGCUGAUUUUCUAAAGCGGCUGGACUUGGACAGAACCAUCAUGUACCGUAAACCCACCCCAUAAGAAACCGUAGGCAGGAGGUUUGAAUAUCAAGCAAAUCUAA
Eremomyces bilateralis CBS 781.70 is the source of this 1820-nucleotide messenger RNA. RefSeq names its product small GTPase. The record is from RefSeq and is a predicted model, not a curated record. The transcript has 3 exons. Gene Ontology annotation, cellular component: spindle pole body. Gene Ontology annotation, biological process: regulation of exit from mitosis. NCBI's taxonomy places the organism in Eukaryota, Fungi, Ascomycota, Dothideomycetes, Eremomycetales, Eremomycetaceae. Bases 381 to 1421 code for a protein of 346 amino acids. Gene Ontology annotation, molecular function: GTPase activity; GTP binding.